GAAAAUGUUUAUCGCGCGUCUCUUUGCGCGAUAGUAGAUGUUGCAGCGCGUCAGGCCUCUAUUCAGUGUUCCUUCUCUCCGUAGCCUUCCUCGUACCUUCUUUCGCAGCAUCUCCAUACCAUACCGCAAAAUGGCCGGCGUUCCCAGCACCUACGAUGCGCCCGUUCACAUCGCCGUGAUUGGCGGCACUGGCAUUCAGUCACUGCCCGGCUUCACGCUCGCUGCCACUCUCGACGUUGAGACACCAUGGGGCAAGCCGUCGUCGCCCAUCAGCAUCCUGCACCACCCCUCCCCGUCGACCGGCAAGAACGUCCCCGUCGCCUUCCUCUCACGCCACGGUCUCUCUCACGAGCUUGCGCCCCAUGAGGUCAAGAACCAGGCCAAUAUCGCUGCGCUGCGCCAUCUCGGUGUGCGCACCAUCAUUGCCUUCUCCGCCGUCGGCUCGCUGCAGGAGGAAGUCCACCCGCGUGACUUCGUAGUCCCUGACCAAGUCAUCGACCGCACCAAGGGUAUUCGCCCGUUCACAUACUUCGAGAAGGGCAUGGUUGGCCACGUUGGCUUUGGCGACCCCUUCGAUACCAAGUUGGCCGAGAUCGUUCGCAAAUGUGGCCACAGCUUGGAGGGCGAGGGCGUCACGCUGCACGACAAGGGCACCGUCAUCUGCAUGGAGGGCCCACAGUUCAGCACCCGCGCAGAGUCCCACAUGUACCGCAGCUGGGGCGGCACCGUCAUUAAUAUGUCUGCGCUGCCCGAGGCUAAGCUGGCGCGAGAGGCUGAAAUUGCCUACCAGAUGAUCUGCAUGGCGACUGACUACGACUGCUGGAGGGGCACUGAGGGCGAGGACGUCAACGUUGAGAUGGUUAUGGGCCACAUGAAGGCUAACGCCGACAAUGCGAAGCGCUUUGUUGGUGCAGUCCUGGAUGAACUCAGCAAGGAAGAGCACACCCAAUUGGUCCAGGGCAAGCACCUCGUGAACCAGACCAAAUUUGCUGGGUCCAUGACCAAGAAGGAAGCCCGUGGGCAGGAAACUCAGAAGAAGCUGCAAUGGCUGUUCCCCGGCUACUUCGACUGAGCAAGUGACACGAUCUUUGGCAACAAGUGUCACAACAUAGACUGAUAGACUUGAAGCAUCAGAACUUCAAAGCAUUACAAAUAUACUAACAAGAACUUUCUGGUACACACCGCAGCCUUACUCUCAGUUCUACUACCUUGUCAAUAUUACGACCCCAUGCGGCAGGUCACUAUCGCAUCAAACAGCGGGUAUCGACAUCAUCGAAAUGCGCGCCAAGAUGUCGAUAUGUGCCCGCAGCUAUCGACCAAUGUCCGACGUGCUGCGGACUGAUCUCAGAUGUGCGCUCAUCGCACCUUCCUAUUCUUUCUUAGCGCGACAUGCAUCUCGACCUCGAUGAACGACCGGGUGCUUGAAUGUUGACUAACACCACGGCAAC
This is a messenger RNA of Boeremia exigua, 1448 nucleotides long. Its product is annotated as S-methyl-5'-thioadenosine phosphorylase. The record is from RefSeq and is a predicted model, not a curated record. The transcript has 2 exons. Gene Ontology annotation, molecular function: S-methyl-5-thioadenosine phosphorylase activity. Lineage: Eukaryota; Fungi; Ascomycota; Dothideomycetes; Pleosporales; Didymellaceae. The coding region runs from base 38 to 1072 and encodes 344 amino acids. Gene Ontology annotation, biological process: nucleoside metabolic process. Gene Ontology annotation, cellular component: cytosol.